AUGCCACGAAAGGCAGCGGCAAGAAGAUCGAGUAAAUCAAGGACAAGAUCCAGACGCACACCAUCACGCAUCUACGGCUCGUCACACGAGGACCAAGUAGGCCGCCCGAUGGUCCGAUUUCUCUUGAAUGCAUAUUCUGCAGAGCAGAUCAACCGGAUGUUUGACGAAGAAUCCCGCUAUCCAUCACAGUCGUCGCAGUCUCCUGCAGAAGAAGAAGAAGACGACCAAAUUUCGAUGCUCCCCGAGCCUGAGCCAAAGGACGUGCUCUCUGACCCAGUUUCUGAGAGUUUGAUUUCGCCUUCGUCUUCAAGUGCCUCUGGCUGCGGGAUCGCCAAAUCCAAAAUGGCUGAGAUUCCAGCCUCCAAUACUGCUCAGCAGACAAAAAAACAAGCAAUCACUACGGCGCGUGCAGCCAUGAUAUCCAAAGGUCAUAUGAUCCGCGCUAUCGCGAACGCUAUUCAAGAAGAACGUCCAAUGCCAGCUACUGCCCCAAUGCUUGGAGCAUCAUCAGUUGGCACUGGUUAUAUGGAUAUCACUCACGGCGGCUACCAGCAGCCCUUGAUUUACCAGGGAGCGAUGCAACACAUUGUCAAUCCGAUGCAACCUCAACAGCAGCAAUAUAACACCGCACUCUGGUCAGACCCGAUGCAAUGGGUCAACUUUGAUGGCGAGGACAACAAGCGUUUGAUGUAG
This is a messenger RNA of Trichoderma virens Gv29-8, 693 nucleotides long. RefSeq lists its product as uncharacterized. The transcript is spliced from 2 exons. The record is from RefSeq and is a predicted model, not a curated record. NCBI's taxonomy places the organism in Eukaryota, Fungi, Ascomycota, Sordariomycetes, Hypocreales, Hypocreaceae. Bases 1 to 693 code for a protein of 230 amino acids.